Molecule: messenger RNA, 504 nt
Organism: Akanthomyces muscarius
Lineage: Eukaryota; Fungi; Ascomycota; Sordariomycetes; Hypocreales; Cordycipitaceae
Exons: 4
Coding region: 1-504 (167 amino acids)
Source: RefSeq, a predicted model, not a curated record
AUGGUUGGUGGAAAGCAAGCGACGUCAUCUGCCUUCGACGUGUCUGGAUCACUGUCCAUGCACAGUGAUGGAAUAUCUGGUUCUGGGCGCGGUAGACUAGGUCGCGCACUGCAUACCAGGAGUCCUUUAAGGACUCUAACCGACGGGAAUAAUUCAUGGCCGAGUAGGCCGCCGAAGACCGGGCUGCAUCAAUCAGACAACGGUUGUGGAACAAGCGGUAUCAUUUCAAAUGCUAUAGCCAACGCAGAACGACUGGCCCCUUCUGGCCAAGAGAACGCGGAUAGCUUGCUACGACAACAUUCCGACUCUGGAAAAACCACACUAAUGGCCUCCAAGUUCACCUUCACCUGCGGAUCACAGGUGACUGGGCCGGCAUCAUGGCAUGAUAACCCGCCGGCGGGCGGCUCUGCCGAGUGUUCGCGAUCAGAGCCCCUGGCUUAUGCCGCCGCCAGCUGGAGAAGGAUCUCAUGCUGGCUGCUCACACUCGCCGACAAGCCGCUCUAA